Messenger RNA from Manis javanica (Malayan pangolin), 8561 nucleotides. It is a transcript of the gene GFPT1, whose product is annotated as glutamine--fructose-6-phosphate transaminase 1. NCBI's taxonomy places the organism in Eukaryota, Metazoa, Chordata, Mammalia, Pholidota, Manidae. The record is from RefSeq and is a predicted model, not a curated record. Gene Ontology annotation, biological process: fructose 6-phosphate metabolic process; carbohydrate derivative biosynthetic process; UDP-N-acetylglucosamine metabolic process. Gene Ontology annotation, molecular function: carbohydrate derivative binding; L-glutamine:D-fructose-6-phosphate transaminase (isomerizing) activity.
UGACACCCAAUGGGACCUGCAGAAGGCGGCGGCGGCGGCGCGCUGCGCGCCGAGGGGCGGAGCCCGGUGGCAGUUGCUGGCGAGCCCGGGAGGCCGAGAAGGUGUCGUUGGCUCCGCAGUCGCAUCCCCAGGGGAGUCGUGUUGGCGUCCUCCUGGCCCCCAAGCCCGCCGAUCGCCCCGGAGACUAGUGUGUGCGCGCUCCCGGCCUCGCCCGCUGUUCUGCGUUCGCCGUGUGGACUGUGCGUCCGGCAUCAUGUGCGGUAUAUUUGCUUACUUAAACUACCAUGUUCCUCGCACAAGACGAGAAAUCUUGGAGACUCUGAUUAAAGGCCUUCAGCGACUAGAGUACAGAGGAUAUGAUUCUGCUGGUGUGGGAGUUGAUGGAGGCAACGACAAAGAUUGGGAAGCCAACGCCUGCAAAAUCCAGCUCAUUAAGAAGAAAGGGAAGGUUAAGGCACUAGAUGAAGAAGUGCACAAACAGCAAGAUAUGGAUUUAGAUAUAGAAUUUGAUGUACACCUUGGAAUAGCUCAUACUCGGUGGGCAACACAUGGAGAACCCAAUCCUGUCAAUAGCCAUCCACAGCGCUCUGAUAAAAAUAAUGAAUUUAUUGUUAUUCACAAUGGAAUCAUAACCAACUACAAAGACUUGAAAAAGUUUUUGGAAAGCAAAGGCUAUGACUUUGAAUCUGAAACCGAUACAGAGACAAUUGCCAAGCUUGUUAAGUAUAUGUAUGACAAUCGGGAAAGUCAAGAUACCAGUUUUACUACCUUGGUGGAGAGAGUUAUCCAACAAUUGGAAGGUGCUUUUGCACUCGUAUUUAAAAGUGUUCAUUUUCCUGGCCAAGCAGUUGGCACAAGACGAGGUAGCCCUCUUUUGAUUGGUGUACGAAGUGAACAUAAGCUGUCUACUGAUCAUAUUCCAAUACUUUACAGAACAGCUAGGACUCAGAUUGGAUCAAAAUUCACACGGUGGGGAUCACAGGGAGAAAGAGGGAAAGACAAGAAAGGAAGCUGCAACCUCUCUCGUGUGGACAGCACUACAUGCCUUUUCCCUGUUGAAGAAAAAGCGGUGGAGUAUUACUUUGCUUCUGAUGCAAGUGCUGUCAUAGAACACACCAAUCGUGUCAUCUUCCUUGAAGAUGAUGAUGUGGCAGCAGUGGUGGAUGGCCGUCUUUCUAUCCAUCGGAUUAAACGAACUGCAGGAGAUCAUCCUGGACGAGCUGUGCAAACCCUCCAGAUGGAACUCCAGCAGAUCAUGAAGGGCAACUUCAGUUCGUUUAUGCAGAAGGAAAUUUUUGAGCAGCCAGAAUCAGUUGUGAACACAAUGAGAGGAAGAGUCAACUUUGAUGACUAUACUGUGAAUUUGGGCGGUUUGAAGGAUCACAUUAAGGAGAUUCAGAGGUGUCGGCGUUUGAUUCUUAUUGCUUGUGGGACAAGUUAUCACGCCGGUGUAGCAACACGUCAAGUUCUUGAAGAGCUGACAGAGUUGCCUGUUAUGGUGGAGCUAGCCAGUGAUUUCCUGGAUAGAAACACGCCAGUUUUUCGAGAUGAUGUUUGCUUUUUCAUUAGUCAGUCAGGUGAGACAGCAGAUACCCUGAUGGGUCUUCGAUACUGUAAGGAGAGGGGAGCUUUAACUGUGGGGAUCACAAACACAGUUGGCAGUUCCAUCUCAAGGGAGACAGACUGUGGCGUUCACAUUAAUGCUGGGCCGGAGAUUGGUGUGGCCAGCACAAAGGCUUACACCAGCCAGUUUGUAUCCCUUGUGAUGUUUGCUCUUAUGAUGUGUGAUGACAGGAUCUCCAUGCAAGAGAGACGCAAGGAGAUCAUGCUGGGAUUGAAGCGGCUGCCUGAUUUGAUUAAGGAAGUACUGAGCAUGGAUGAUGAAAUUCAGAAACUGGCAACAGAACUUUAUCAUCAGAAGUCAGUCCUGAUAAUGGGACGUGGCUAUCAUUAUGCUACUUGUCUUGAGGGGGCGCUAAAAAUCAAAGAAAUCACUUACAUGCACUCUGAAGGCAUCCUGGCUGGUGAAUUAAAACAUGGCCCUCUGGCAUUGGUGGAUAAGUUAAUGCCUGUCAUCAUGAUCAUCAUGAGAGACCACACUUACACCAAGUGUCAGAAUGCUCUUCAGCAGGUGGUUGCUAGGCAGGGACGCCCAGUGGUGAUUUGUGAUAAGGAAGAUACCGAGACCAUUAAGAACACAAAAAGAACUAUCAAGGUGCCCCACUCCGUGGACUGCUUGCAGGGCAUUCUCAGCGUCAUCCCCUUACAGUUGCUGGCUUUCCACCUUGCUGUGCUGAGAGGCUAUGAUGUUGAUUUCCCCCGGAAUCUUGCCAAAUCUGUAACUGUAGAAUAAGGAGCAUUUGAAACUGGGCGAUUGAGCAACACAAGACACCUUUUUAUAUUUUAAACCUUCAUUUUAAAAUAUCACCUCUUCAAGCCUUUUUAGUAAAUCCUUAUUUAUAUAUCAGUUAUAAUUAUUCUACUCAAUUUGUGAUUUUUGUGGAAUUACCUCAUUUUUCCAGUAAUUUGUAGGGGAGUUUGAAUAAUGGAAUCUCUGUAGAAAUUGGUAUCAGAAAGAGAUUUAGCUUUCCUUUUCUUUAAAGGAUUCUGGGUGGUGGAUUUCUGGGCCCUCUACUUGAAUCUGAGGAUUGUGUGUUUUUUAAAAAUAACAGGCAUUUGUUUUACCUUGCUUCUGUUCAUUCAGCCCAGUGAAAGAGUAGUGCAUUUAAUUGGAAUAUCUAAAGCCAGUGGCAGUGUAUGCAGAUACUUGGGUAUUUAAUUAUGUUUUUCUAAGUUACGUAUAGAGAGAAGAUACUAUGAUUUAGUUUGAAAUUUGUGUUUUGUUUUUAAAUCAAAUGGUACAACUUAAAAACUGAAAAUUUCUCGUGGGAUUUCUAAGUUAGGUUAACCUUAGUCUCUCCAACUUGUUUCCUGUAAUCUGUAGGUCAAGGAAAUUUAAGAAGCUAAGUAGUAUAGUAGUACAUUGGUUUUCUUCAGCCCGUCACAGAAAAUAUUUGCACAGUUUCAUAGCACAGACUUUAAAUCUGAGCAGCUUUGGACAACUGACAAUAGGAUUUUAAAUUUGAAGAUGGAAUAUAUACAUGUUGGGUAUCCUGCUCCUUGUGUUUUUUUUAUCUCCUUAAGAGUAAAUGUUGUAUCAUUUUAUCUUUUUUUUUAAAUGACUGCUGAAUGACUUAUUUUAUCUUGUUCUUUGAAAUCAACACACAGAGUUAUCAAAUGUCUCAAACUAAAGCAAUGCUAAUAUAUUCAGAAUUCUCUUCAACUUUGUCCCAAGGAAGAAUUUCCUGCAAUUAGUUUUAACUUCCCAUCACUGCUUUGUUGCAUAAAACUAGCACCUACAUGCCAGCUUGGAAGCUCUUUGAAAUUGUUUGGAAGAUUUACAAGUCUUUUGACUAAUCAUUUGUCUAAAUGUAUAUGGUGGGCUAGGCUUAGAAAAAUGUUCUAUGCUUUAUACUUGUACUAGUGAAGGAUUUGCAUCAAAUUUAGUAUUACUUCCUAGGUAUUUUUCUCUGUAUUUCCUGUUUUCUGCCCUGAAAUAUAUAUAAGAAUGAAGGAGAUAUAAAUAAAUAAAGUGAUACUGCGGUACCUUUAGCCAGUUAGUGUCAGAAAUGGAAAUUAAUAGUUUAGAUUAAAAUAUUUAGAGUAGAAUAUUAGUUUGACACCCAUAAAGUUGUGAGUGGUAAUUUCUUUGUGGGUUUUUUUGGCCUAACCUUGAGGGUUAUAGGACAGUAUGUUUAUGUUGUGGUUGAGAACUUCUUUUCAAAAGUUUUUACUUUUAAAUUGUGAAAGUAAGAUAUUUAGCGUAAUUUAAGUAAGCUCAGUCUUUUCCUUUUUCUGUGUUUGAACUUCUUGAUGAGGUUAAGGUUUUCUGAUAGCUGUUGAUGCAAUAGAAACAUAGAUUCUGUUUGUGUGUUAGGAUUACAGAAAGAAUUGGCAUAUUUAGAGGUAAUUGGGAAGGGCUCCCACUGAUGGAGAGAAGAAACCUGAUUGUUUUUAAAAAUAAAAUAGGGUUACUAUUUAUAUUAUAUGUGUAGCUCUUACAGCUGUAUUUAUCUAUUUUAAUUGAUUCUAAAAUUAUUUUGUGUAGGCCUGCUAGUUUCAGUAUGUUGAAAUGUUCAGUGUCAUUUCUUUUGUUUUAUUAGCAUUUUAUGCAUAUUUUUUGUUGCAUUUCUUAAAUGGUCUGAAGUUUAAGUCCACUUUGUAAGUGAAAACUAAUUUGUGAAAUCAGUCAUUAGCUUUCUCAGUUUCUCUGUUUUUCUCUCAAACACACCACAUACACACCAAUACACGCUUCAAGGUAGGAUAAGCUCCACAAUGGAUAUCAAAAGCUCAUAUUAAGAAUAAAGAAGUGAUCUUUUCCAAGCAAACAUAAUUUCUCCUCGUCUCUUCUUCUUGGACUCUACCCAACUUAAUGCCAACUUAAUGUAGUGGUUUUUAAAUGCUUUUACAAAUUAAUUAUGAACACAAAAAUGAGGCAAAUCGCUAAGUUUUCAUGCCCAGUUAAAGGCAAUGUGAUAUGGGUAAGAAAAUCCAAUUUUUGAAUAUAUUCUACAAAAGGAGUCCUUCAUACAAAAAGUUAUUUCUUAUAGUACAUUUAAAGUUUAAAUUCACUUAUAUAUAACUUAAGAGUUCCCUACUUCAGUCCAUUAGCCCUUUUUUAGUUCAUUAGUCAUAUACAUACAGCACAUGGCUCAUUAAGUGAUUAUUACUGUGGAGUCAGCUUUUCUACCUUUUUGAAAACUACCUAUGCUAUAGUAAUAAGUGAUAAGAGGAAAAUUAAUAUUAACUGUUUUUACUUUGUUGUAAUGUCAACAGCCUGUUAUGAGCAAGUCACUGUGCUAGGAACUGAAAAAUACAUCUUGUUUAAAGCAGUCUAGUUAUCCCCAGGUGGACUCAUCACUGUGACAGACUAGGAUGGUUGGAAGGCACAGGGUCAGAGUGGAAAUAUGUUGCUGAGCUGGGCUGUUUAAUGUUGUAAAUGGAUUUGUUCAGUUAAAUAAUGGUCCAAAUUCUGGGGCGUGUCAUGUUCAUUAACAGGUGGAGUGCAUGUUGUAGGGAAAGCUGUUACACAGGCUAAGGGUGUGUCUGUGGUACUCUGAGGAACAGCAGUCACUGAAUGCAAAGGUGAAAAUGCAGUGUCAUUACUGCUCAAGGGGAACUGACACAGGGUGGUGUGCAGAUGAGGAGCUAAUACAGAUUUUCUCUUUUGAGUUUCUUAAAAAGUUGUUUCUGAAAUGAUACUGUCUUAUCCUCCUGAAUACAAGUCUCUUGGUCUGAAUUAAGGAUGGAAGGAAAGGAGCCUUUUUUUUUUUUUUUUUUAGCUUUCGGUAAUACUCGUUUGACACUGUUGACUCUUCAAAGAAGGAAACCCAGCUGAAAUGUAUGCUUUAACAAAGUCCUUUGCGGUCAGUUUUUUCUCUCCCUUUUUUAAAAAUUAGGAUAUGCUAUAGCAAUAAAAGGAAAAGACUAAUAUUAACUAUUGUAUAGUAAAACUUGUAGUUUUUCUAAAAAAGCACAAUGGCAUUGAGAAGUGUUUAUUGAAAAAGAAUUAGCUCACAUUGAAUUUGUGAAGGCCAAAGAAAUUGAAGAGAAAGGUAUUUUAGUCUUAUGUCCACAUACUUAGUACAUUUUGUAUUCGAAAAUACCAAAUAAGAAUGGAAAACGUGUUUCAGUUUACUUUCUUUGUUUUUAGUCCCAAAUUGAGAAGUAUUAACACUUGUCAGCUUUUUCCCAUGAUAUUUAAAGAUUGUUAAUAUAUCGUAAUUUCCCUAGCUUGAUUAAUUUAACCCUAUCUUCAGAUUGUGGCAUGGCAACAAGCUAGUGAGACUGAUAACAUUAGCUUAGAACCAGUAAUAUGGAUAUGGGUUAAAAUAAAAAAAUAGUUAACUAGCAAGGCUGUAAAGUUAUGCCAUAUUAACUUAGGUCUAAUAGUUUAAUAUCAGUGUUAUAGAAUAUACCAUCAAUAAUGGCUAAUGAUAACAGAAAAUUAUCAAAUUACCUUUUUUAAUACACUAGUUUUCAGAAUGUAUAUAGAAAUGAUCCUGUUAACUUUUUAAAUGUUCUGUGGUUUUUUUUUCUUAAAUAAAACUUUUGGUAUUUGUUUAAAUUUUACUUCUAUUGAGCUGGGAAUUUUAGAAUCAUCCUUGUUUUGUUAUAGUUUUCUUUCUUUAAAAUGAAUGUUUAGUUUCCUGAGCCAGUUGGUCAUUUCUUCCUCAUAUCUUAUAAGUCCAGUAACUCUAAUCUUGAACUGUGAAUAAAUUACCAAAAACUUGCUGAGAAUUGCAUUUUGAAGCAAUUUGCCAAUAUUUGAAGUAUAUAGUACAUGUUUGUAGUUGUGUUAAAGAUUGUAUUGUACUAAGAAUGUAGCCAGUGUUUACUUUAGCUGUUGGUAAACAUAUCCAAUGCUUAAAAUUUAUUCAUUACUGUUGCUUUUAAAAAGAAGAAAUGGUUGCAUAAAUAUAAUCAAAAGUCAUAUGUCUUCACUACAAUCUCCCAAUUGUUUUAGAAAGGAUCAGUACAUAAGACAAAAGCUCUACUUCUUUUGAUGUUAUCCUCCAUAGAUACUAAACUUUCUUAAGUUUUUAAAACUUUUUUGUGAGAAUGUAUUGUUUCUAGCAAAUUUCCAGCAGCAAGUACAGUGGAUAACAGCUUUCCUUAAAUGAAUUGAUAGUUGCAAGAGAAGAAUAUUUAAGAUGGGUGAGUAGCAAGAUAGCAAUAACCAAAUCUAAAGUUUCUGUAAUAUCUGGCAGUCUGUUAAUUAUGGAACAGAGAUUCCUUUUUGAAAAAGCAAGCUAGAAUCUCUAUUCCAAAUGCUUACAGCACUUGGCUGUGCUUAGCAGGACACAGUUAUGCCAGUGGUUUGAAUGAAUAGAUGUGCUGUUUUGCCUACCCGUAGAAUUGAGCCCAGUCUACCAUUGUGCGUUUUCUCUCUCUCUCUCUCUCUCUCUCUCUGUUGCUCUGCGGCAGAGCCAAGCACUGCCACACCAGUAUGGAUCAUUUUUUCCACAGGCCACAUUUUUGACAUAAAAUCCAGCUUUAUUCCUAGUAAAGUUUUCUUUAUAUCUUCCUAAUUGGUUAUCUGUAAGUAUUUACUGAGUGCUUAUUAAAGGCCAAGAAAUAAUUUCCCUAAAAAACUAGGAGGCCACUUUUCAUUGGAAUGGCACUUAAGAAAAAUACUUAACUUUUUUGGAUAAAGGAAGAAGUAAAGUUUAAGUUUGUCUCAUUAAUCUGAAGGCAAAUAGUUCUCCCUCAUUAAAAAAGUGAUAUAGGAGCUAUGUUAGCUUAAUAAGCAUCCUGCAACUAUAAAUUAACCUUGGAAUAAUGCACAAAGAAGUUGACAGGUUAUAGAUCAUUUGACCAGCUGACCCUUGAUACAAGUAAUAAGAUAAAUUCAUUAUUCUCUUUUUGGUAAACAUGUAUACAAGAGAUUAUUUUAUGACAAAAAGGCGCAUGUUUGAACUUAAUAUUAACAGGAUUCACUGACUUUAAUCCAAGAUUCACACAGGUAUUUUCUCACAGAAAAUGUUAUUAUGUGGCCAUAUUUUCCUUUUUGUAUUUCAAGAGAUUUAAAAAUAUCAAGUAUGAAUGUAUAAUUGAAAAUAUAGGAUAAAACUUGGAGUUUAUUAGAGAAAUGUUCUCUAAAUAGAAUUAUAGUUAUUUCCAUUCAUUUAUGAAUCUGAUUCCCUAUGUUUGUAUAAGAUUAAAAGGACUGUUUACACCUAUUAGUAUGAAACCUGUUGGCAUGUUUUCAUAUGCUUUUAAUUUCUGCAGUAUAACUAGAGAUUUAGAAGCAUUCCACAAUCUAAAACUCAGAGCCACCAUAAGGUGUACCAUGUAAUUCACAGCUGUUGCAUACCCUGGAGGGUCUUCAGAGGUUAAUCUUUGCCUCUUACUCAGUUUUGUAUGUUUUGAAAUGAAGAUAAACAUGGUGGGGUCUUAUCAGGAAAGUUGCCAGAAUUCUCAAUGCAUGUAAUAUAAAGUACUCAUUGGGAAUUCUAGAUUCAUUAUACCUAAAGAACAAAUAAUGAUCCUUUGGUUCUUAGCCAAUAAGUUCUCAAUUUGUGAGACCCAAAGGUUGAUAUCCAUUAAAUUUAGAUUGUCAUACACUAGGCUGCAAAGAUCUAGAUGUAUCAUGCUCACUAUAGUUUGUUUGUGCCAACAGCUCCUUUUGGGUGACACUGUUGUUAGGAAAAACCAGUGUGGCACCAUCAGUCAUGGAUAUUUUACCAUGGCCAGCUCAGUGUGAAAUGGACUCAUUAGAAAGCUUUGUCCUCAAAGAAUGUCCCUAAUGUGAUGAAAAAUAUCAGAGACAAUAAAGGUUUUUAGUUCUAGGCAAGCAAAAAUUACACUAAAUUUCAGUUUCUUUCUGUUAGACUUGAAUGUGUCAAGGCAAUUUGAUUUUUGGAAUUUUGGGAUUUUUUUCCUGUUUGCUCUGUAUGUAGAGUUGUUUUGAAAUAUUGAACAUAUUUGCUUUGAAUUUUAUUUCUUGCCUUCUUAAUUUUGUAUUAAUUCUCUGAAUAAAAUGUAAACUCAAUAUUGAA